AACCAAAUAAGAAUAAUUAUUAAUUUUUUAACAUCUACAUUAAUGACCUCAUAAAAGAGAGCAAAAAUGAAAUUCACAAAUGCUAUUAUAUCAGAAGAUGAUGUAAACACUGUCAGGGGUAGAGAGGAAACACCAGAGACUCUAAAGAGAAAAACAUGAGUGAACAAAAAUAAAAAAUUUAACAUUGGAAAAAAAAUACAAGCCUAUAGCCUUAGGGGGGAAGCAAUAUCAAAUCUUUAGCAGGAGAGGGAAACAUGACAAACAGUAAUGACAGGAGAGACGAGGAUUAGGAAUCAAAGCAUUGUAUGAAGAAAGAUUAAAAUAUCUUAACAUGUUAAAUUUAAAUUUGGUUAUAUGACCAUGAAAAUGGAAAAAUGCUAAAAUUAAAAAAAUAUCUACAGAUUAUACACACAAAGAAAGGAAAAUUAUUUAGAGUAUUAGGAGUAUGAUAUGAAAUUACAUAGAACAUUUAGGCUGCAUAAUAGAAUAUUAUCUCCAUAAUGAAAUGCAUUAGGAUACAAUACAAUUAGCCAAAAGGAAGUAAAAGCCCUAGUGCUUGGUAAAUGAACUGUACAGAGUAGUUCUGACCUGGCUGGGGAAAGACAUGAAUGAGUAAGGCACUGUCCAUCUUUAAUAUCUUUAUUAUUUUAUAGAAACUGUAAAAUGUUACACAAGCACUGAGGGAAUGCUAAAUAUAUAGAAAUACAUCACAAAAAUUGUCUGUCAAACUUAUGAAGCAAGAUUCCAGACAAAUAGCAGUUAGUAUUCUAUUAAUAGCUGUAAUUUUAAAACCAGACUUCAAAGCUAUUCUAGAACCAAUCGUCUUGCAGCAUCACAAAGAGUGAUACAGUUCCAAUGGCAGAGUCCAAAAUUCUGCUUUUCCUUUGGACCAUGUAGUCUCAUUACAUGAACUGAGAUUAUUUUACCAUGGGUAACAUAACCAAGGGAGCUAUCACACCCACACCUGACUCCAAUCCUUUCAUUUACUCCCUUUCUUCCAGUAGGCAGAAAGGAUUUAAGCCACUCCAGGCAAAACUAUAUGAAGCAAUAAUGAAAAAUGACAGCACCAAUAUUAAAGCUUUGCUAGCACACCAACCUGUCAAUGAACCAAUGACUGUUUGGGAUAAUGCUGCGCGCAGAAGACCACUAUCAAUUCAGGAUCAGUCUAUUCUUCCAAUUCAUUUAGCUGCCAAAUACAGAAGAGAAAAGAGUUUGUGUUGUUUGCUAGAAUCUGGUGCUGACCCCAAAAUAAGAGAUAACAGAGGUUACACAGCACUUCAGCUCCUACUAUUGCACUGGCCAAAAAUGUAUAUAACUGGGACAGACAUCUUGACUAGACCGCAGAAAAACCUGGCAACUACACAACGUAAUGCCGAAGAGUGUCUUCGUAUCUUGUGUGAGAAAGGAGUUCAGACAGAUCCUGAAAUGGAUAGGGACUACAAACACAGCUCAUUACAUUUAGCCCUUUACUCUGGAGCCUCUCAAGCUAUAUCUAUUCUAAUUGAGAAUGGUGCUAACAUAGAUGACAGAAAUGAGUUUGGCAAGACAGCACUUCACAUUGCUGCAGAGCAUUUGAACAAGGAGAUAACAGAAACUUUAAUCACCUAUGGAGCAAACAUUAAUUGUACUCUUCCAACUUCUGGAAAAACUGCCCUUCAACUUGCAGUGUGCACUGCAUCAUCUAAAGCAGGCAGAGUUUUAGCUGCUGAUAUAGAUUGCAUCCGUUUACUGUUAAUGAAUGGAGCCGAAGUAAAUGCUCAAGACUGUGAAGGACGAGCAGCUAUUCAUAAUGCUUGCUUGGGAGGCAGAAAAGAAAUAGUUGAGCUCCUCCUAGAUUACCAUGCAGAUGCUAACACUUUAACAAGACAUGGACAAUCUCCCCUUUUUCUGUUUCUUCAAAAUAGGUCAAAUCUAAGAUGUACGUCAUUAUUAAAUAAGUUGUUAAGCUUCUCAUACCCUUUGAAGCUAACCAAUAAUCGAGGAGACCUACCCACUGGACUUCUGUUCCCAGAAUUUCAAAUGCAAAAAGACUUUCUCAUAAGAUUAUCACAAAUCAUAUGGUCUCUGCAGGACAUCUGCAAAGUCACGGUCAGAAGAAUAUAUGGGGAAAAAAACAAACAAUGCUUGAAAAAACAGCUUCCAGUAACUGUGUGGAAUUCUUUAUACAACUACCAGGAUUACUCGCAACUUUGAUAAAUAAAAAUUUCAUGAUUAUACAGCCACAAAGGUAAACAUUCUGGAAGAUCUGAAUAAUGUCAGACACACACACCUACCUACAUGAGAAAAUAAACCGAGAAACUACUGAUCCUGAAACUAAUGAAAAAUUAAACAUGAAUUACAAUGCA
Pelodiscus sinensis (Chinese soft-shelled turtle) is the source of this 2345-nucleotide messenger RNA. It is a transcript of the gene ANKRD61, whose product is annotated as ankyrin repeat domain 61. NCBI's taxonomy places the organism in Eukaryota, Metazoa, Chordata, Testudines, Trionychidae. Gene Ontology annotation, biological process: positive regulation of transcription by RNA polymerase II. Gene Ontology annotation, molecular function: protein binding; transcription cis-regulatory region binding. Gene Ontology annotation, cellular component: nucleus. The record is from RefSeq and is a predicted model, not a curated record.